Cuscuta campestris is the source of this 983-nucleotide messenger RNA. The record is from the annotation of a GenBank genome assembly. NCBI's taxonomy places the organism in Eukaryota, Viridiplantae, Streptophyta, Magnoliopsida, Solanales, Convolvulaceae.
AUAUCUAGAUAUUUAAAUCCGGAUUAGGGACUCAGGGAUAAUCCACUGCCGCGAAAUACGAACUCAUGAAGCGCCGCCGUGGCCGCCUCCCAUCCGGCAAUGGAAACCGCCCGAGGUAUUACAAAGAUGAGGAAUUGAAUUUGACUGAUCUGAACUUCGAUGUUCUGAAACAUAUAAUGUAUUACGUUGCGGUAUCAGAUGAUGGAGCUCGAAAUGUUGCCCAUGCAAUGUCUGUUUGCAGGUUGUUUAAUGAGCUUGGUAAUGACAAAGAUGUCUUGAGAGCUGUCAUAUUCAAUCAUGAUAGUGCACUCACUAGUAUUGAUCCAUCGUUUUGGCAAACCACUGGGUUGUUGUGUAAUUGCCUUAUUCAUCAAAAUAUGUCUGCUUUUGACACAGCAAAGCUGUAUGCAGAAAAGUUGAAGAGUAAGUUCAUACUCCUCAAAGUGAUCACAAUCUGCAAACUGAUGGUUAUGGGUGAUAGAGAGAGAGAUGUUGCAUUCUUAAAUACAAGGGCGAGAAAAAGGGCUCUUGAUAUAGCAAUAGAUGACUACAGAGAAUAUAGCUCUGCAAUUAAGACUCUAAUGCAAAACAUCAAGCAGUUCCUGCGUAUGUUGAACUUCGUGCUUAAUGGCAUUGGUGCUCAGCCCACUACAUGACUGUAACUGCAUUACUGGUGUAAAUAUGGUAAAGACAGGUCCAUCCAUGGCUGGCCAUUCGCUAUGGUAGCUUUGGUUGCUUUUGUAUUUCCAUUUUGAGGCUACGAUGACAACCCUUGAGGCAUUGCGGGACCCACGUUCAGCGGGGUGUUUUGUGCUGUUGCCAUAUUUCUUUUAAGCAUUCUUGAAUGUUGAGAGUUCACAGUUUACUUCAUUUUCACAAUUGUCCUCAAGGAUUCUACCAUGAGGUGUUGAAAGCUGUUUAAGAAUGUGAAUGGUCCAUUUACAAAUUGGAUAAUAGUGGUGAAAGAAAAUGGGUAUGAAUAU